This is a messenger RNA of Lytechinus variegatus (green sea urchin), 7100 nucleotides long. RefSeq names its product LIM domain-containing protein 2-like. The coding region runs from base 2268 to 2840 and encodes 190 amino acids. NCBI's taxonomy places the organism in Eukaryota, Metazoa, Echinodermata, Echinoidea, Temnopleuroida, Toxopneustidae. The transcript is spliced from 5 exons. Gene Ontology annotation, biological process: actin filament bundle assembly. Gene Ontology annotation, molecular function: actin filament binding. Gene Ontology annotation, cellular component: actin cytoskeleton; plasma membrane. The record is from RefSeq and is a predicted model, not a curated record.
UUCUUUACUCCCGCAUAUCAGUCAUCAAUAAAAAUCCUCGAUACAAUAUCACAGUCUAAACUCUUGUCUAUUGAGUCUGUCAGUGUCGAACGAUCUCUACGCUCGUUGAGGCAAUGGGCUUGUUCUUAAGACUUCCGUUGCUUGCCGAUUAGACACCGGAGCUGAGCUAGCCCAUGACUGUCUUUUGGAGAAGUGCUGAUACAAAACUUGACAAGUUCUUUUUUUAUGAGUUGAUAGACUCGGCAGAGGAAGGUGUCAUUAGACCUUGGUGGACCGUUCCGAUAUAGUCUCUGGUUUGAGUGGAAAAUGCGCAAGGUGUAUGGAGGUUGAGUUGAAAAGUCCCUCAAACUUGACAGGAUCUAAAGAAGUUGAUAGACAGAGGAUGUCAUUAGAGGUCUGUUUAGUGUUCUGACAUUUGGUUUCGAGUUGAACAUUUGCAGAGUGUAUGAAGGCUGUUUUGAAUAAUCUUUAAAAACUUUGCAAGAUCUUUGAAGGAGUCUAUAGACAGGGCAAAGGAACUUCGGAUAGACCGACAGGUGCAGACAAUUCUCAACGUCUUGUCUUGAGUACUUUGUGUGCAAGGUGUAUGCAGGCUGCUCGGCGUAGUCUCUGCAUUCUGUGCACCAUCUCCACCUCUGCUACAAACCAUCAGACGCACUACAGUUGGCAGACUGUGACUCAGAUUAUUAUUUUCUGGUUGUUUCCUCGCGAUUGUCACAACCAUUAGAUCUUAAUAUUUUGGUCAAAGAGACUUCUAGUAUACGUGUUCUCAGGAGGUUCUUCCCUUAAAAAUUGUGGCACCAGCUUCCUUUUGAAUAAUAAUUGUCAGGAUUCAAUAAAAACAUAUUUGCGGAAUUUGUGCAUUAUUCAUUACAUCCUUGAACAAUUCAUUGAUGUUGGUACCGAUAACAAACUGAAUGCCCUAAAAUGGAUUGAUUUGUUCUUACCAUGGACCUACUACAGAAGACAAACUACUGACUAUAAUUACUAGAAGAAAUUAGAGAAGGAAAUAUCAAAUGUUCUUUUAUCUUUAGAAUUCAAUGCAAGCCCGUGCAAGUGCAGUUGUGAUCGGUUUCUCAUUUCACUUGUUACAAGCGGUCCAUGGUGUCAUGUAUCCCCAUAAUCAACAUCGUUUAGAUCAUCAGUGUUAUAUAUCCUUGUAAUCAACAUUGUUUAAAGGUAACCCUGGAACUCAAUGGAUUAAGGAAGGAGCUUGCCCAUUCUACCAGAUUCUAGAGCCGUAAUCCCAAUUGUUUGCAUCUAGUCACCCUCAGAAUUCAAAUAAGGUCAUUCUUUAAAAGCAGUAAGGACCUAGCUGUAAUGCAAGAAAGACUGUCUACCUCCAAUCUGCUCUUCUUCUUGUGAAUAUAAUAAUCUGUAUUGUUUGUGACCUUUGUGCACUGGCCUCAAAGACAUACCUGGUGAGCCUGAACCACUUGCUUUCAUUGAACAGUUAUCAAGGAAAGAAGAGCCGAGUAUUUCACGCCCAUCCAGGCAUAGCAGCCCACAUUGUUUUGCAGAUUGUCUUCGACAAUAAGAGGAUCGCCCCAAGUCAACAAGGAGAUUCCUUUGAUUCGGAAAGGGCAAUAUUAGAGAUUGUCAAUGCAUGACAUCACCAUUAUAUCCUUGAACAGGGAAUUCUCGUUCUUUUUGCACCAAGCAGUGAAUGUUCACUCAUCAAAUACAUUUGAUGGAGGACAUUGUCACGUGCUUUGCGAAUUGAUACGUGAGGGUUUUUCUUCUAUUUGGAACAUAUUGUAGACUUUACCCAGAGUUGGUGCAUGACAUCACCCUCAUCAAGAAAUUCUUGUAGGGCCUAGCAGUGCAUUUUCUUACGGACUUUGCGCUCACCGUAUACCCUUUGGUUGAGGACAUUAGCACUUGCUGUCUGAAUCGAUACAUGUAGGGGAUUCCACCUCCCAACUGAAAACUUAUCAGUCACAAGACUUUACCCCAAGAUUUUCAUUUGCAGAUCAUUUACUGCAUGACAGACUGUCUUGUUAAACAAACACAAGAUAACAGGAAAACACUUAAUUUGCAACCUUUGAAGUGUACUCUGGACAACGGUCGGUCCUUAUUAGGGUUGUCACUCGCGGAAAGGGGGCGAAGCUUGUAGCCUCGGCAGUGCCACCACCGGCGGCGGCAGCGUAGCUCCACAACGGUACGAGUCAUUGGAUUGUGUGUUGGUUGUAUCACCGACACCUGCUAUAGGAUUCCAUAGACUUUGAUUUAUUUGUGUUGGAUUUAUAUACAAGGUUUGCUUCAACAUGACAACUAUGCAGCCAAUUAUUAGAGAAAAUGAGGGCUACCGUUCCGGUCUCACGCGGAGCAAAUCCAACCGCCUCGAUUCUUCCAAAUUUUCAAAGUUUGAAUCCUCUCCGAACUCCUCCACGAGCAGCGAGUCCUCGUCAGGGAGCAAACGGCACACGUUCACCGGCACGGGCCGCCUCAACAUGUCCCGAUUCUCGCAGUUUGAAAAGGGGUCGGAUAGUUCCGACGGCGGAUCGCAGCCGAUCAAGAGAAAUGCCGGAACUCGAUCCAGGAGUCUCAAGUUUGGCUCCGGAGGAAGUACCGUUACCUCUGAAAUGUGCAUUGUGUGCAAUCGACGUGUGUACCCCAUGGAAAAGAUCACAGCCGACAAUGUUAUCUACCAUAAGACCUGUUUCAGAUGUGCAGAGUGUAAGGCGUGCCUCAGUCUUGGGAAAUAUGCCGCCCUCAACGGCAACGUGUUCUGCAAGCCCCACUUCAAGCAGAUGUUCAAGCUAAAAGGGAACUACAACUUCUCAAACCAGGCAACAUCUCCCCGUCAAGCAACCAACGGCGUAUCUACAGAUGAGUAAAGGGGAUAGCACGUAACCUUGUCUGCCAUUCUCAUCAUAGAGUCUGUACUUUCUUCUUCUUACUGCUACCUUUAUAACGGGUUGUGGGCAGGGUCUCCAGAGAAAUUGUGUAAAAGAGUAGAGGGGAUAGUGUGCAUCCUUGCCUGCCCAUCAUGCCAUAGACUCUGUACUACUAACUGCUACCUUUGUAGCAAGGGGUUAGGGUGGGGUCUUCCAAGGGGAUUUUACGAUGGCUGAUGGCGCAUCCCAUAUAUUGUUUUAAUGUCUGACGUGAGCCCUAUACUACUCCAACGAGUUCUGACUAUGAUGGGUGAUAUCUCAUUGCUAUUUCAACAUCGAAUCUUAGCAACAAGGGCAAUAUUUUCUUAUAUCUCCCACCUGAGAGGUUGGGAAAUAAGAGCUGAGACUAUUAGAGCUAGUUUGAUUACAAUAAGCCUUUGGAUCUUGUCAAAACAUCGAUUUGGAAGCCUCAUCAAUCUGUAAACAAAAAUGAAAUUUCUACAUUGAUCAUCUUUUGUGCUGGGACCAUACUUUCGCAACCAUCACCAAGGGAACGUCGCCUUGGUCAAGAGAUUAUUUUGCAAGAAGGAAAGAUAUAUUUUUUUGCUUGACUUCACAUCGAAGAUUAUUUUGCUGGUGAUAUUAUAUAGUAGACAUGAUGAUUAUUUUGCAAGCUGUUUAUAUAUGACAUUGCUUUUAGGUGAUUAUGAAUGUUGAAAGAAUGUCGCUGACAGAAAGAAUGAGAAAAACAUGAUUUUGCUACUGGAAAUGAAUUUGAAGAAGCUAUUGAAUGGGAGCAUGAAAGAGAGAGGGAGUGAGAGAGAGUGAGUGAGUGAGUGAGGAUUGGUGUUGGGUGAAGAUGUUUUUCAAUGCAAUAAGCGUGAAAUACAACAAAGGAGAUGCAAAAUUGUAAUUGUAAUUUCUUAACUCCUAAGAAUCUUUUAAUUCUUUUAAUCUUAAAAUAAGUGUUUUUAGAAUCUGUGUCAAAUACUAUUAUCAUAGCCUAUUGUGCGUACUCCUCUGCCUUCAUCUCAUCAUCUGUUCUAUGUUCUACAUUGUUAGUCUUCCGGCCGAGGCUCUGAAAAUACAAAACUUAGCGAUUGAUCGCAAGGCGACUUUUGUUAAUUCUUUAUAUCGAUCAUUACAUGGAAUCAAUCAAUCGUAUAAAUCAAUUUUAUUAUCAAUUUCUCACGUGUUUGUUUCAGUCCUCUUUGGCUCUGUAACAACUAACACGUAGCUAUUGAUCUUUGGGUGAUUGACUUGCCCAAUGAGUAUGAUCAAUCGUAAAAAUCAGCCCCACAUCAAUCGCCAAGCUUUGUGAAAAGGGGCCCUGUCGCCAAGCUUUGUGAAAAGGGGCCCUGGUCUCUCUUCUUAUAACAAAUGGUGUCGGGACACUCUUGGCUUCGCACUCGCUUCAAUAUACAGAGAAUACCAUACACCUACAUGUAUGCUACGGAAAGGGUUACAUUUUCACCGGACUUGUGCAAGUUACUGUAGAUAUGAUAUUUUAUAUAAAUAUAUUUUAGUGGGUUUGGGUUUAACUAAGUUUUGUGUACCGGUAAGCAAAAAUCAAACAUCGGGGGCCUGUUACACAAAUCUUAGCAAUCAUCGUAGAUUAAUCAUGAAAAUGCACCGUACGAAUAAUCGCUAGCCUUUGUUUUACUGAACCCUCUUUUUAAAGCAGAAUGCAGUAUUACAUUUUUGUAUAUUACUUUUUUUUGCUGCUAUGACAAAAGGGAAUGUGGUAUAUGUUCUUGAGACUGAGUUGUAAGCUUUUUAUUUCAUGUAGAAUGCAAUCUCCGUGCACAACGUCAGCAUAUUUUGUAUUAUUUAUUUUGGGAGAAAUCCCACAGCUUUUAUAACACAGGGUCCAAAAUGAAAAGACAUUUAUGCUUGUAUUUAGUACCUGUACUUUCCAUCCACUUAUAAAUAUUUGUAGUUUUUAAAAAAUGAGCAAUUAAGGAAAAUGAUUGAAAUUUGCUUCAUCGUAGGAUAUCCUUAUGUAAGUUUUAUUAGAGAAUGGACAUUUCCAUCGGGAGAAGGAGAAGGAAGUGUUAAUAAUAAAUUGAAGAAUAUAUUUGUAUAAUUAAGUUUAUAAAAAAAAUAUUAGUUAACCUAGUAAAUGUUUCUAAUUGGUUUUAGGGGUGUUUAUAUUAGAUUAAACUUGAUUUGUACAUAGCAAUGAUAGGAAUAUGCUGUCAGGUAAUUUAUCCUGGAUUUAUAAGUAGCAACAGUAUUAUCUGCUACAUCAGCUCGACAAUCAACAGGUGAUUUCCACUCUGAAUUAUCAGCAUUAUCCAUUAUCUUGCCCAUAUAAUGUCUAAUGUCUAUGCAUUUCAUACACGCGAUGGCUCAUUGGUAGCAUAACACUGUUUACACUUUAGUGUUAAGAUUGACGCCAGACAGUUUGUGAGAGGAAAGCACCCAGCACAUGUUAAAAAUACACCGUUGGGUUUGAAUGUGACCCGAAUAGUGUUAAUGGAACAAAUGGAAUCUGUUAUAAUGAAUCUUAUGGGUGUUUAACUAGCACCAUGAUUUUAUAAUUGGUGUAAAGUGUUUGGUGCUUUCCUCUCACAACACUGGUGAAGUGUUAACAUCACUGUUUUUUAUAACGUGAUUUCACCAUAACAUUCAAAUUGCCUCUAUUUCUACGGAAAGUUUCUUUUAAAAUCCUCAAGAUUGAAGGGUCAAUGUGUUUUAUAUUGCCUGGUUAUAUUAACUGUUUUCCGCAGAGAGGGCAAUAGCAAUGUGCUAUUAACUGCAGGUACUUUGUUCUGUGUGAAUAAGUCAUCAAAGCAAUCCUUGAUAUUAAAAACCUGCCCUGUACAAUACAAAUGCCCUUUAAGAGGACAUUCCGCCACGAUUGCCACUCUCCACCCAGGUGUUAAAUGGAGUUCUGGUUGGAGGAAAAUCAUUGGAAGACUGAGGAAAUAAUUUGACAAUAGCUCCACAUGGCAAUGGUGUAAUAUUCUGAAUGAUUGUUCUUGAAACAUACUUUGAGUUUCUUCCAGCCAGGCUGUUUGACAAACAAUAUUGAAAACGAUCAAAAGCUAAUUUUGCUCACUCUCGAAUUAUAUCAACUGUGCAUCUCAUGCAUACUGUGGAAAAUUUCAUGAAAAGUUUUGUAAGUGAUUUUCAUGGACAUUUGUUGUAAGCUACUGCAAAUCCUUGCAUGUGAUUGGCUGAGAGCGAGUUAGUCAUGGAAAAUCACUGGCUAUACCUAUUCAUGAAAUUCUCCCCUUGUCUCUGGCGUUAUACUUCUUAACCAAAUAAUAACUGGUAUAUGUGAUCUAUUUCAUUUACAAAGAAAUUUUCGCUGUCAUUUUCUUACAUGUUUAACUUAAUGUCAGUUCCCAUAGAGGUGCAGUAAUUUACAGUAUAUCGUUAUCAGGAAUGUGGGAAAUUACUCAUGGAAUACGAUGGAAAGAAAUAAUUGUACCAAAAACCAUUUCCAGUGCAGUAGGUGAUGCAGUUCCUGAACAAAAUCUGUCUAAAUUAUUAAAGAUAAUCAUAUUGCACACUCUAAAUUGGCAACUCAUUAAAACAAUGAAAUCAUUGUUAAAAAAUGCAAAUUGGCAACCAUUUAUUGAAAUUUUGCCACCCCAUAUCUUGACCGGUAUUAUAUUCAUAUUGAUAUGUUUUAAUAAAGUACACUAAUGAAUGAGUGUUGCCAAUUUGAGGAUGCAGAUUAAUAGUUAAAGCUGCAUAUCUCUAUGGGUUCGUAUUAUUGUGCUUCUGUUCUGUAACCUAAGUUAAAUGCACAAAGACACUUUGGUACAUUUAGAGCAAUAAUGUCUUAAUUUUCUUCCACGAUGUAAUCAACACAUUUAUCUGUUACUUAAGUUUCAUUCUAAAUAUCUCGCCAAUGCUCUGUCUUUUAUACUAUUGGCUUCAUGCAAUAUACUUCACCAAGUAAGCAUUUUUGUGACUUUAAGCUAUUUCUGAAUAUUAAAAUGUGGCCUUUGGAACCAAUCAUUGCUAUAUGAACAAGUUUGAAUAUUGAGCUUUGCAAAAAAAUGUAAUACAUCAAUAAUUAAGAAUUUCACAUUAAUUAAGAUGGUGGUAUAUGACCACCAAUUAUAGCAUAAUAAAACGGAUUUUUAUACACAGUUUCAAACUUGAUGAAGAGCUUAGCACGCAAGACACUUCCGUAAUGUUUUGUAAUGUUUCUCAUUCUCACACGUAAUGUCCAUUGUAUACUUCUAUGUAAUCUAAGGGGUUUUAUUGUUUAAUAAAAUGAUUAUUGGAGUUUUUCAUUAA